AAAACCCUAAUAGUAAAGGUGCAACUGAAACAGAGAAAAGAGGAAGAUGGAAUACUUGACAGAGGAUCUAUGGACGAUGGUACUUGCGAGAUUACCGAUUAAGAUCUUCACAUGUUUCAAACUUGUUUGCAAGCAGUGGAAAUCAAUCGUAGAGUCAACGUUUUUCCGGGAUCUUUUUAUAUUCGUCCACCGAAGCUCACCCUCUUCUUCUUCAUGGUCGGUCAUGUGCAUCUAUUGUAGUAUUACUCCAGAGAUGGUGGGUCACUACCAAUGCGAUACAUGGGGACUUAAGCGAUCUUUGGGCUCUUUCAUCGAGUCUUUCCUGACCGAAAAGAACCAGAAGCGCAUAUACGGACGAGCCAAACUCGAGGCUUACUCCGAUGUUGGUUUGAUCUUAAUCCAUAAAGAGUCAACCUUCACGGAGAAGAGAGUCCUCUACGUGGCUAACCCUGUUUCACGGGAAUGCGUAGAAAUCAUUCUUGAUGCUCUUCCUAUAGAGUUUGAAACGAAUGAAAGUCGCUGGGAAUGGGGACUUGUCACACGAGCCGAGAACGGCCACCUUUCCGGUUACAAGGUUGUCAGCUUUGAGAUGUACAAGUGGGGCCAUGAGAGGUUAAGUUGUCUUAUAUAUUCAUCUGAGACAGGCUUGUGGACUCUCGAAACUGUACAUCUUCCUGACCCUUUCUUCUAUGAUUUUCUUGGGUAUCCUAUUAGCUUGAACGGUAAUCUUCACUGGAUUGACCGGAACAAUGACGAUCAAGAAGUUGUAUUAUCCAUAGAUUUCUACGCUUCUAGCACGACGGGUCCUGAUCAAUGCCGUGUUACACCUUUCCCUGACUUGGAGAAAAUUAGGAAAUUCACAAGAACUUGCACACCUUGUCAAGGGUUUCUCAUGUAUAUGAACAUAGUGGAUGGAAGCAACUUAUGUUUGUGGAGGCUACAGAGCGAGGGAUGGCAACUAAUAUCUGAAAUCUCCCCAGGUUUUACCUUGACCGGUCUCGACUAUUUACCUCUGGUGAUAAACCCUUUAGAUGCGAAAACAGCCUACUUUUGGAGCAAGAAACAACAACGCUUGCUAUCUAUUAACUUACACAACGGCAAGUUUGUGUUCCACCGUCAGUGUGAAGGUAGAAGCGACGGUCCCAUUAUGAUUCCAGUUAACGACCCGGAAGCUAUGAUUUCCCUCAAUAGGUGGAUAGAAAACCCAUUCAUCAUCAGACGAACACACUACUUUAUCCCGUUCGUUCUCCCACAAUGGCUGCAUCGGAUCCCAAACACGGUGAGUAUUAAAGAGCCAACAACAACUGCAACACUACGUUGAUGAGCAGUGACUCCAAUCCGUACUGAUGGAUCACUAGAAGUCUAGAACUUACGUCCUUUUUUAUAUAUUUAAAAUGAGAUUAUUGUUAGUCUUUUGAAAAACUUUGUUAGUAAUAAUAAUGGUGAGAAUAUCUGAUUUAAAGAUUUUUUAAUGCGGAUGGCAUCAGUGUUAAAU
Raphanus sativus (radish) is the source of this 1495-nucleotide messenger RNA. Its product is annotated as F-box protein At3g28330-like. Gene Ontology annotation, molecular function: protein binding. The transcript has a single exon. The record is from RefSeq and is a predicted model, not a curated record. NCBI's taxonomy places the organism in Eukaryota, Viridiplantae, Streptophyta, Magnoliopsida, Brassicales, Brassicaceae. The coding region runs from base 47 to 1321 and encodes 424 amino acids.